UAAUUACCUAACGACUCUCUGGACGCAAAUAUAUAAAAGGGAAAUUCAAAAACUUACAAACUUUCCAAAGAAAACAAAUUUCCCAAUAUGGUAAGGCUGCUAUCCAAGACAUUUCGCUCUGUCAAAAUCCCUAACACUAACCCUAAUCCUUCAAAAUCAUGCCCAUCAUCAUCAUCAUCAACAACACAAAAAACAUCACAACUUAGAUUGUGCUCAAGAUCAUGGUCGGUUUAUCUCAUUCUCUCGACCAACACCCCCAUCAAAACCUACGUUGGCGUCACCACCGAUUUUUCUCGCCGACUGAAACAACAUAAUGGUGAACUUAAAGGUGGUGCAAAAGCAUCUCGUGCAGGAAGGCCAUGGGUAUGUGCAUGCAUUAUCCAAGGUUUUAAGGACCAAAGUGAAGCUUGUGAGUUUGAAUCAAAAUGGAAAAAUGUUUCGAAGAAAUUGCCACAUAAAAAGGCAAAUGACGACAUGCCAAAACACUUAGAUGAGACCUCACUUCUAUUAUUGCAAAAAAGGCAAGCAGCUCUAGAUAGAGUUAAAGGUUUGCUUGAUUGUGGUCACCUAGAAAUUGACUGGCAAUUGAAUCCUCAUUGACAAGUAAAUGUCAUUUUUUAAAUUAAUUUUUUGUAAUAAAUUUAAAUUAAUAUAUUAAGCUAUAAAAAGAUCUAGUAAAAUUUGAGGUCAUACUCAUACAUGAUUGACAGCAUGUGGCACAAAAUCAUUGUAUGUAUAUUUGAUGCUAUUUGUAUUGAAAUAGGGAGAAUGAGUGAAUGAUCAUGUCUAGUUGUGAAUCACUAAAAUGUACCGUCUCCCUUGUACUCAAUAAUGAGAGAAAAGAGCAAAGUACUUUUUGUAUUG
Molecule: messenger RNA, 864 nt
Organism: Quercus robur (English oak)
Lineage: Eukaryota; Viridiplantae; Streptophyta; Magnoliopsida; Fagales; Fagaceae
Product: structure-specific endonuclease subunit slx1
Exons: 3
Coding region: 88-600 (170 amino acids)
Biological process (GO): double-strand break repair via homologous recombination
Cellular component (GO): Slx1-Slx4 complex
Molecular function (GO): 5'-flap endonuclease activity; crossover junction DNA endonuclease activity
Source: RefSeq, a predicted model, not a curated record